ACGAACCAAACAUCAACGAAGCAAAUACAAACCGGAUAAUUAAAUAAACGCUGUUAUUUUUAUCAGUUUUCUCUGUUUUACGCGGUCAUAAUGUCUGAUGAGGAGGAGGACUACAUGUCUGACGCAUUUCUCAGUAAAAUACAAGAUGUGAAACCAGGUGUCAGCAUGGUGAGGCGGGUGAAGGAGGCGAUGAAGAAGGAGACACAGCAGAAGGAGACGAACAUCAAGAACCGUCAGAAGACCUUCAAGGAGCAGUCAGAGGAGAGCAGAGAGGUAGCUUUACAAAGCUCCAUUAGCAAUGAGAACAAGGGAUUCGCACUUCUGCAGAAAAUGGGUUACAAAGCUGGUCAAGGCCUCGGGAAGCAGGGAGCAGGGAGGGUUGAUCCAAUUCCUCUAAAUGUCAAAACCGACAGAGGCGGCAUUGGAAUGGAAGAGGUGAAGAAAAGAAAAGCUGAGGAGGAACUCGAACAUUAUCGGCAGAAAGUGCGAGCCAAACAACAGAACGAGACCAAAUCUCUGGAGGAUUUUAGGUCAAGAGUGAGGACGGAGAGAGAAGAGCGAAAGAUUGAGGGAGAUCUCAGAAGGAGUCAGCGAGCCUGUGAGCAGCUCGACAGUCAGAAGGGCAUCACUGUCCCCAGGGAAGACUGGUACUGGCCUAAAGAGGAGACUGAUGAUGAGGAAGAUGAAGAUGAUGAUGAAGAUGAUGAUGAGGAGGAGGAGGAGGAGGAGAAGGAGGAAAAGGAAGAAGAGGAGAUAGUGGAAUUAACAUCCUUUGACAAACUGCAAAUUAUUACGUCCUAUUUGAGAGGACACCAUUUUUACUGCAUAUGGUGUGGGACCACCUAUAAUGAUGAAGAGGACUUGUGCUCUAACUGUCCCGGCGAUACAGCAGCAGACCACGAAUGAACUAUAAUUAAAAUAAUUGCAGUAGUUUUCAGGAAAAAAAACUACUGCAAAUACAAAUGUUUGUUUCUGUUUAUUAAUUUAUCAUCCUAGGACUUCGAUGUUCAUGCUGUUUGUCGGUGGAGGUUUUGACUUUUUCUUUACAUUUAGAAAUCCCGCGGGAAAUGUUAGGAUACCUUUUUAAUGUUUAUAUUUUGGAAAGAUGUACUAAGAUUUUUGAGACAUGUUUCAAGAGCAACUGCAUACAUGUGUUUUUAUUAAAUGUUUCAAGAAUUAAACCUUUUUGUUUUGUAUAUUGUUUUAUUUUAGGUUCUUAUAAUACAAUAAAC
Messenger RNA from Morone saxatilis (striped sea-bass), 1232 nucleotides. It is a transcript of the gene gpatch11, whose product is annotated as G patch domain containing 11. The record is from RefSeq and is a predicted model, not a curated record. The transcript has 8 exons. NCBI's taxonomy places the organism in Eukaryota, Metazoa, Chordata, Actinopteri, Moronidae. Gene Ontology annotation, molecular function: nucleic acid binding. Bases 91 to 906 code for a protein of 271 amino acids. Gene Ontology annotation, cellular component: kinetochore.